Carcharodon carcharias (great white shark) is the source of this 2385-nucleotide messenger RNA. Its product is annotated as extracellular calcium-sensing receptor-like. The record is from RefSeq and is a predicted model, not a curated record. The transcript is spliced from 5 exons. Gene Ontology annotation, biological process: G protein-coupled receptor signaling pathway. Gene Ontology annotation, molecular function: G protein-coupled receptor activity. Gene Ontology annotation, cellular component: membrane. Bases 28 to 2385 code for a protein of 785 amino acids. Lineage: Eukaryota; Metazoa; Chordata; Chondrichthyes; Lamniformes; Lamnidae.
UACAGAGUUUUUCGCUUUGUGCUGACAAUGAUUUUCGCCAUUGAAGAAAUCAACAAGAACCCAAGGCUGCUCCCUAAUGUUACAUUGGGUUACAGGAUUUAUGAUACUUGUACAAUGCCGUCUUUUACUUUGAAAUCAACCUUUGACUUUCUAAACAGAGGUGAAGACACGACUCCCAAUUUAGCUUGCAAAAAGUCCUCUACUGUCUCUGCCAUUGUCGGUGACUCUGGGUCCUCACAGUCUGUAGCAAUGGCCACCUUAAUCGGCCCAUUCAGGAUUCCUAUGGUCAGCUACUUUUCCACCUGUGCUUGCCUGAGUAACAGGAGGAAAUAUCCAUCAUUUUUCAGGACAAUACCGAGCGACUAUUUCCAGGCAAGAGCGUUAGCUCAUCUCGUAAAGCGCUUUGGCUGGACAUGGAUCGGGACGAUUAAAAAUAAUGAUGAUUAUGGUAACUUUGGGAUGCAAGCUUUCACCGAAGCUGUCCAACAAUUAGGUGUUUGCAUUGCUUUCUCCGAGUCUAUUCACAGAACAUACCACAGGGACAAGUUACUUAGAAUCGUAGAUGCCAUAAAGAAAUCUUCCACCAAAGUCAUCGUGGCCUUCGUCGCGCCUGCGGAAAUGACAGUUUUAUUGAAUGAGAUUAUACGACAGAACGUGACGGGUGUACAAUGGAUAGGAAGCGAGGCUUGGGUAUCCACGCAGUUCCUACCUCAGGCAGAAAGCAGACGUUUUGUCUCUGGCACAAUCGGAGUUGCAAUUCGCCAGGUAGAUAUACCAGGACUGAGAGAAUUUCUCAUGGGCGUCAAUCCUUCUCUGUAUCCAGGCAAUCCUUUAGUGAAGGAGUUCUGGGAAUCAACCUUCAGCUGUACACUGAUGAGCACAGAGAACACAACAGAUAAAAAGCCAUCUCCUCUGCUGAAAGAAUGCACCGGAAGAGAGAUUUUGCGGACAAUGCAUAAUGAAUUUACUGAUGUUUCGCAGUACAGGGUUACUUACAAUGUAUAUAAAGCUACGUACGCAAUAGCCCACGCUCUUCACAACAUGCUGUCGUGUCAAAAUGGCAAAGGACCAUUUCCCCAGAAAGAUUGUGCAAAUAUCUCAAGUUUUCAACCGUGGCAGCUUCUACAUUACAUGAAAACGGUCAAUUUCACUACCAAGAUCGGUGAAAAUAUCCACUUUGAUGAAAACGGAGAUCCAGUGGCCACAUAUGAUAUUGUAAACUGGCAGCCGACUGCGGCUGGCGGCGUGGAUAUUGUCGGUGUCGGGGUCUAUGACGGAUCAGCUCCUCUUGGCCAAGAAUUUGUGAUAAAGGACGAAGCAAUUGUAUGGAGUGGAGGUCAAAUUACGGUUCCAAGAGCGGUUUGCUCCGAAACCUGCCCCCAUGGAACGAGGAAAGCAACAAGGAAAGGACAACCCCUUUGCUGCUUUGACUGCAUAAGAUGCGCUGAUGGUGAAAUUAGCAACAUCACAGAUUCUCCAGAUUGCAUGAAAUGCCCAUGGGAAUACCGGUCCAACAAGCAACGAGACGAAUGCAUAUUGAAGGAAAUUGAGUUUCUUUCUUUUGGCCAUCUGAUGGGGAUUAUUUUGUUGACACUGGCAUUGCUCGGAGCUUCCCUAACGUUCGGUGUAUUUGCUUUGUUUUAUGUUCACAGAGACACUCCUAUUGUUAAAGCUAACAACUCGGAGUUAAGUUUUCUGCUUCUUUUUGCAUUAUUUCUGUGUUUUCUGUGCUCAAUUACAUUCAUUGGAGAACCUUCCAUCUGGUCUUGUAUAUUGCGUCACACAACAUUUGGUAUCAUUUUUGUUCUUUGUAUUUCUUGCGUUUUAAGUAAAACAGUUGUUGUGGUGAUGGCAUUUAAUGCACUCCUUCCGAAGAAUAACAUGAUGAGGUGGUUUGGACCUGUUCAACAGCGUCUAUCUGUUUGUGUACUUACAUUGGUGCAAUGUUUAAUAUGCACGCUUUGGCUAAGAUUAUCACCUCCUUACCCUCUAAAGAACGGCGAAUAUUUUAAGGAAAUAAUUGUUUUUGAAUGUAAUGUAGGCUCGCCAAUAGCCUUUUAUUGUGUCCUCGGUUAUAUUGGAUUUCUGUCUUGUGUGUGUUUUGUGGUUGCUUUUCUAGCUCGACAACUUCCAAACAAUUUCAAUGAAGCUAAACACAUCACCUUUAGCAUGAUUAUCUUCUGUGCUGUAUGGAUAACUUUCAUUCCAGCAUAUAUCAGCUCCCCUGGUAAAUACACUGUAGCUGUGGAAGUGUUUGCGAUUUUGGCAUCCAGUUUUGGACUCCUUUUCUGUAUUUUUGCCCCCAAAUGUCAUAUUAUCCUACUGAGAAAAGAAAGGAAUACAAAGAAGCAUAUGAUGGAUAAAAUGGCUUCCAAUGAUCUUUAA